CUGGGAAGCUUUGCUCGUCGCAGUCACAAUAGUUUACCAUUCUACGGUCGCCAAAUUAUCCUCAAAUGCUUCGGAGGUGCUCCACUUAAUCUAAACACAUACAACAAGGGGUUCUUUGAACAGCCUCACACAAAGCUGGAGGAGGCUGGCCCUUGGCGUGCUAAUCAGUUUUUCUACAUCGUCGUUGCUGAGGUCGCUGCCGUCCCAAAGUCACCAUCCUCGUUCCUCGAUGAAAUCGAAAUGCUUCUUCCUGUCUCAGAUGAAGAACGGCAUCAAGGCAAGACGGACCAUUUUAACUUGACUUCACAAUAUCAAAUGCAGUUCUUUAUAAAAGAGAAGAAGCGACGUUGUCCGAUUUGUGCUUGUAGGCGCACAUUCAAAGAGAUUUGA
Molecule: messenger RNA, 390 nt
Organism: Protopolystoma xenopodis
Lineage: Eukaryota; Metazoa; Platyhelminthes; Monogenea; Polystomatidea; Polystomatidae
Source: the annotation of a GenBank genome assembly